Messenger RNA from Rhopilema esculentum, 574 nucleotides. RefSeq lists its product as uncharacterized. Gene Ontology annotation, molecular function: ATPase inhibitor activity. Gene Ontology annotation, cellular component: mitochondrion. Gene Ontology annotation, biological process: negative regulation of ATP-dependent activity. The record is from RefSeq and is a predicted model, not a curated record. Lineage: Eukaryota; Metazoa; Cnidaria; Scyphozoa; Rhizostomeae; Rhizostomatidae.
CGCCAUGCGGAUUGCGGACUUGCGCACUUAUCUCGGCGACGUUACAAAGGUUUCAAAAUGGCGUUGAGCUGUAGGACAGCAAGAGCCCUGACAUGGAGAGUUUUUAGUGCGCCGCUAAGUAGAACAAUGGCUGGCGGUCUCGGUGAAGGUGCUGGAAGGGGUGGUGGCAGUGGUGGAGAUAUCAGGAGUGCUGGUGGUGCAUUUGGAAAGAUGGAGGCUGCCAGAGAAGACCAAUAUUUUAGAAGAUUGCAAGAAGAUCAGCUAAAUAGCAUGAAAAGGCAACACCAGGAACAAACCAUAUACCACGAUGAGGAGAUUACAUUCCACCAGGCAGCUAUCAAGAGGCAUAUGGAGGCAAUUGAAAGACACAAGUUACUGAAGACCCAAAGUGAAGCCAAGAUAAGGCAAACAGAGGAUUUGGAAAAACAACAAAUCAUAAAUGACAAAAAGAAGUAAUGGACAGAAAUACUGUUUAGGCCCAAUUUAUCAGACAGAUUAAACAUUCAUUUUAUUGUUUUUGUAAAGUGUGGAUUGAAAAGGAAACAAUGAAUAAAGCCUGGCUUGUAGCUAUCAA